AUGCGAUCGAAGUUCAAGGACGAGCACCCCUUUGAGAAGCGCAAGGCAGAAGCUGAGCGCAUCCGCCAGAAAUACGCAGACCGCAUCCCCGUUAUCUGCGAGAAGGUCGAGAAAUCAGAUAUCGCCACUAUCGACAAGAAGAAAUAUCUCGUUCCUGCAGACCUCACCGUCGGACAGUUCGUAUACGUCAUCCGCAAACGCAUCAAGCUCUCUCCAGAGAAGGCCAUCUUCAUCUUCGUCGACGAAGUCCUUCCGCCAACUGCCGCUCUCAUGAGCAGCAUCUAUGAGGAGCACAAGGACGAGGACGGCUUCCUAUACAUCACAUAUUCCGGCGAAAACACAUUCGGAAGCUUCUCCGAGCUGCAGUAA
This is a messenger RNA of Trichophyton rubrum CBS 118892, 369 nucleotides long. RefSeq lists its product as uncharacterized. The transcript is spliced from 3 exons. The record is from RefSeq and is a predicted model, not a curated record. Gene Ontology annotation, cellular component: fungal-type vacuole membrane; cytosol; autophagosome. Bases 1 to 369 code for a protein of 122 amino acids. Lineage: Eukaryota; Fungi; Ascomycota; Eurotiomycetes; Onygenales; Arthrodermataceae. Gene Ontology annotation, molecular function: phosphatidylethanolamine binding. Gene Ontology annotation, biological process: cellular response to nitrogen starvation; macroautophagy.